GGCCGUACUGCGCAGGCGCGGACGACGACAGCGAUCGUCGGCGCCGUCGCGAUACCGAUCGCAGACGGAUCGUUACGCCCGAGGGCGUUUGUGUGUGUCUGUGUGCGUCCGACGGCGCGCCGCCCGGCUGCCGCAGUCGGCAGAGUGACCCGCUCCUACGAACUCCUCCGUGGAAUCUGUGACUGUGUGUGACUGAAAACAGUGGACUCUACUCUGCAGCGGAGCGAGGGGCGCCGAGACUGAACCAGCUCCGCCGCGUGCCGCCAUCCUCGCGGCCGCCACCAUGGACCCGUACGGGCGCUACAUGCGCAUCGAGGACGACAGCGACUCGUCGUUCUCCUGCGGCCCGACGCCGCCCAACCCCAAUAACGAUAACGACACGUCGUGCAUCCUGCGGCUGAGCCCCGAGAGCCUGCAGCGUGACCUGCUGCCUCGCGCGCCGCCGCCCGCCACCACUGGGGGGCUGCGUAACCUGGUGUACGACCAGGCGUACGAGCCGCCGCAGCCGGCGCCACACUCACUGGGAGACGCCAUCGAAUCAGCGCACCUGCCUGAGAAUCUAGAGGAAGUUCCCGCACUGGAUCUGGAUCUGCCGCGGAACGAGCCCCUGGAUACCAAGGAUGUGACUGGACAUAUCACCACGGAUAUCACAGUGGGCGAGGACCGGCCGGCGUCGGCCACCAGCAAGGAGACCUCCUCGGAAGGCAGCGCUGAGGAGGCCCUCCAGCUGCUGGUGACGCCGCAACAGCCGGAGAUACCGACCGAGGAGAAACUGCUUCACCUCGGCUCGGCGCAGACUCUGGACCGAGAUGCGGCCCGCAAGCUGAGCUACCAGGAGAUGGAGCGGGUGGAGACGUGCUGCUCCUCGUGCAACUGGCCGCUCAUCAGGAACGUGUUCGUCGGCGUCAGCGGCGCCAUCUGGCUGGCCCUGCUGGCCGUCUGCGUCGGAUGGAUCGUCUCAAUGCCGCGCAAAUGCGACCCCUUCAAGAAGUGGUACCAGGGCGAGGCGAUGUACGAGCUGUUCCCCGGAUCGUUCCAGGACUCGAACGGAGACGGCGUUGGUGACCUCCCGGGGCUGCAGAGCAGGCUGUACUACGUGAAAAACCUGGGGGCCAGCACGAUUGUCCUGACGGGGAUCUUCCAGACGGGAGACUUCCCGACAGACAUCGACAACGUCAUCAACCACAAGCUCGUCGACCCGAAGCUGGGGACCUCCGGUGACUUCCUGAACAUGGUUGAAGACGCUCACGCCAUGGGUCUUCACGUGAUUCUCACCAUCGAUCCCGUACCCUUACUCACGUCUGACGACUCUGACCUUACCAACCCGAUACCGUCGAACGGCACUGGCGCUUCUCAUCUCCAGGAUGCCACCUACCCCGCCCUGCUGGCCACACUGGAACACUGGCUGCUCCAGGGCGUCGACGGGUUCCUGGUGCGCGGCCUGGAGCGUGCCGUGGACCGUGCUGACGUCGAGAGUCUGGUGCAGGAGGUGCGUAACCUGCUGGACCGCUACACGGUCGGCAUGGAGGACCGGAUCAUGGUGGUGCCGCUGGAGCUGCUGCGGGCCAUCCAGGAGCACGACCGGCACAACGCCACUAAGGUGCUGCACCGUGUGGAUCUGCUGGACUGUCAGCUGCAGAUCGAGGGUCGCUCGCCGCAGCAGAUCGUCGACCAGAUCACUGAGAUCAUGUCGUGGGACGCGUCUGCGGACGUGCCUUGGUUCACGUGGCGCCUCUCAUCACCGGAGGACACCCGCCUGUCCCGCCGACUGGGCCGCGGUCACUCGGUGGGGGCCACCCUGCUACAGAGCCUGCUGCCCGGCACGGUCACCGUCCUCUACGGAGAUGAAGUCUGCCUCAUGGAGACAGAGAGCGAGACCAACCAGACGGUUCCUGGCCUGGGCAUCAUGCCGUGGUCGGACGACGUCACAUCAGCAGACUUCACCCUGAGCUCGCGACUGCCGUGGCGUCCGCUGCCCGAGGGCCACCACCUGUACAACGCCGACAGCCAACAGAACAUAUCAGUGCAGUCAGUGAGGGCCGCCCUGCAGACCCACAGCACCGCCGUGCCCAUCUACGUCAAUGGGAUCUACGAGGCGGUGGGCGACUUCAACCCGAAACGGUCGUCGAACCUGAUGGUGCGUUACCUGGACUCUGCCGUGCUCGUGUUGGACCGUUUCUACCCGCGUCAGCCGCGCUGGUGCGUCAUCUUCAACACCUCGCCAGAGUCCUUGACGCGCGACCUUAGCCACAUCUUUUUCCGAGGCCUGGUGGUGGCCAGCUCGACGGGCGACAAGGAGGGCUUCAUCCGGUUCAAACAGCUGCACCUGGAGCCCGGCGAGGGACUCCUGGUCAAGCUGGACCGCUGAGAGAGCGAGAGAGUCACUGAGAGGUCGCCAGAGAGAAGCAGGGAGACUGGAGAGUGAAGAUGGAGAGUCGAGAGGGUCAGCAAAGAGCAGAGAGAUGACCAAAAGCUAAAGAGCUAGAGGAAACUGGGAGCUGAGUGCGCCUAGGCAUCGGUGCGACACCAAGGUGCGAAAAGCAGGCGCCUUCGUUCAUCGUUCCGAGCGUAUUCUUUUUCUUUUGUAUUCUAGAAGAAAUGUGUGGUUGGUGCAAUACCAAAUCGCCAAUCUGUGGUGAUAAGGGACGUAGUACUUACUUGUACUUUGAUGUGAAUUUAUAACGUCUAGGACUGUUUUGAUACUCAUAAGGUCAUGCUAUUUUUAGCCUUGCAGAGCGUCCAAGCGUGCCUAUGUUCGGAAGGUGCAAUAUAUUCUAGUCGGGACAUUCACCAGCAGCCGCUGUAUUCAAUCAAUGGGCUGUUUAAAAUAAAACAAUUUUAUUGCGCAGAGCGUCAGUGGACAUCAAGAAGAGGAUUUUCUCCCUCCAAGUAGUUUGAAGAGUGCUUAUAGCGUGAAUGUGUGAGAAGAGAACAGUUAUACCCCUGGUGUUGCGCACUUCGGUUGAAGUAAACCACUGCUGUCGCGACAAUACGGUGUGCUGUGAUAUUUCAGCCAGUAUGCGCGUGUGCGUGCGCCUGUAUCUGUAUAUGUCUGAGGCAGUAACUGGUAUUCAGUCCAAUGGCACGGAGUUUCUCCCGCAGAUUUGUUUACCCAUCCCGUCUACAAGAGUCGCUAGAUACCGCUGUCUGCCACAUUUACCCACCGUGCUUUGUUAGAACACGCAGUUUAUUGUUAAAUACGGACAAUACACAGUACAUCAAUGGA
Amphibalanus amphitrite is the source of this 3226-nucleotide messenger RNA. RefSeq names its product probable alpha-glucosidase. The record is from RefSeq and is a predicted model, not a curated record. The coding region runs from base 284 to 2368 and encodes 694 amino acids. Lineage: Eukaryota; Metazoa; Arthropoda; Thecostraca; Balanomorpha; Balanidae. The transcript is spliced from 8 exons. Gene Ontology annotation, biological process: amino acid transport; carbohydrate metabolic process.